Messenger RNA from Candidula unifasciata, 1286 nucleotides. The record is from the annotation of a GenBank genome assembly. NCBI's taxonomy places the organism in Eukaryota, Metazoa, Mollusca, Gastropoda, Stylommatophora, Geomitridae.
ACGUUCAUGAAUGCCUCAAUGCAACUAUCUGUGGCAAUGGGAUCUGUAUUGAACUGUUGGGCUCCUACGGCUGUGUGUGUCUACAUGGAUGGACAGGCGACGACUGUCAAACAGAUGUAAACGAAUGCACGGAAUCAACUGCUUGCCCAGAAUACCAUCACUGCAACAACACAGCCGGUGGUCAUGAUUGUCUAUGUGAUGAUCUGCUCGAGUACAUUGAUCAUUCAUGCAAAAAAACCGUGCUGUGGCCAGAUUUCAAGAGUGGUUCCGAGUUCACCAGCCAAACCUUUUAUGAUGUCAAAACUGCAAUUCCAUUCCCUUACUUUGAAAGUGCAUCCAGAGAAUUGUUUGUGUAUAGAUACGGAUAUGUGGCCUUCGGUGGAAAUAUUCUCAGCUCCAAUGCUCCCCAUGUGCCAUCACAAUGGCCAUUUUCUACAAAACUUUUUGGAGUUUACUGGGCAGAUAUCGCAGCCACAGACAACUCCAACAAUCCAUCAAACUUUUACUUUUCACUGGAUGAAGGGCGACUCCGGAACGUCACCUACAGCAGCUCACUGAUCGAGUAUGUGAAAGGUACCAUCAAAAACCCAGACUUUGAGCCUCUGUCGGUUGUAGCAGCGACUUGGGUGAAUGCUGUGCCAAAACCUGCAAACGAUUUUCCAAAAGAUAAAGCAACAUUCCAAGUGAUCCUUGCCACUGAUGGUCACGUGACCUACGCUGUCACUGGCUAUCGGACAGUCUGGGAAAAUACCAAUGUUUACAACCGACCUUUAGUUCAGACAGUACACUCUCUGACAAAUGGGGUCCAGUCAGUGGAAACUCAGCCAGAAAGCGGUACUGGACCGGUAGUGGUGAAGCUGGUAGCAGAAGACAAGUACUCAGAUCCCAGAUCUUAUGAGUGUGUCCAGAAGACUCAAGAUGCAAGAGCUCGUUAUACGGAAGAUCUUCGGUCCUUGCCACCAUGUCCUUGUUAUCAGGCUCAGGCUGCAAAUGAUGAAAGAUUUGAAGUGUCCAGUUCUUCUGCUCGCUGUUACCACAGUGCAAUCCCAUCUCCAGGAAACAGACUGAAGCAGCUGUGUUGCUUUGAUGACUAUGGGCUUUUAUUCAAUGAUACAUUACCAACACCGGCUGAUGAUACAGAAGUUGGCUUGGAGGCUGCCAGGAGUGAGUGUUGCACUGAAGUACUGGGGUAUGUGGCUGGUUCAGCACACAGAUUUCCACACCCGGCUGUGGGGAAUAUGUUCCUCCCUUUGUUGGUGGGGGGUUCGGAGACCCACACUUUGUGA